AAAGGAUCAAGCUUCAUCUGGAUCUCAGGCUUGGACAAGGCGCAAAGAAGAGGUACAAGACAUAUAUACACCAAGCUGAAGAAGACGCAUGCAUAGGCAUAAGAAAAAUGAAGCUCGCAGUUCUGCAGUUUUACAAGGUUGAUGUGUCCGAUAAUGUCUAGAGCUUGACAGUAAAGAGGAGCAGGUACGUACGUACGUUCAUGGCAAGUGACGUUGAUGUGCAAUAUUAUGGGAAGUGAGCCUGACGACGACUAAUCCAUAUUAUUAUAUUUUCAUUUAACUUUUUUUUUUUGAGAACAUGACGAGUACUUAGAUUUUGUGAUGGUUUUCAAUUGCGGCUUCUUUACGGAUUAAAUUGGAUUUGAUGUAUUCCAUAUAUGUUUUGAUUCAUGAUUUUUUUUCAAAGCAAUACGGUGUGUGAUGAUUAUCGGGUGUUUUUAAUGCUUCUUGUUGGAAUUUUGUUACUUCAUCCCUUUCUGAAUAAAUGUCAUUUUAACAAAAAAAACUAUAAUGACACUUAUUAUUAUAAAAUAUUAUUAUAAAACAGAGUAUCAUGAAACAUAUGGAGUAUAUGGUAAAAAAAAUUGCUGGGAUCUAGGUAGGUAGAAAAAACACGGGUAUGAUAAUUAAAUAAUCUUAAACCAUAUGAGAAAGAGGCUUUAAUAUCAUGAUUAAAGGUUAAUCGUAUGAUUUUCCUAAACGUUCUCGACUUUCGGACAUGUAUACAACAAGGUUCCUUUGUUGUACACCACUCAUUGGCGGACAACAACUAGAAACGUUGUUUUGAUAUAUGGGAGUGAGUUUCUCUUGCAAAAAAAAAAAAAGUGAGUCCAUAAGCAACUAUGAAAAUUUACUUGGAGUUAGUAACCAAAGAGUGAAUAUAUUAACAAAUAUACGGACUGUUCCUACAAGAAGUACUAGUUUAAUGGUAACUAUAGCUUUACUUUGUUUAUGCAAACUAGCAUUUUAGGAGAUUAUCACUGGUUCUAACUUCUAAGCAUAUUUUUGAUCAUAAAAGGCAAGUAUUUCAUAUUUACUCUUUGAGUUCUUGGGUGGUAAGGUAAAGCACUUAUUAUCAUUGUUGACAAUGCUACUGCUAAUAUUUUCUCUUACAAAAUUGAAGAACACGUUCAAACUUCUUAUUUUUUUAACACAAGAACACAUUCAAACUUAUAUCUUUAUAAUCUUCUAAGAGAUUGAUUUAGUAAUAGUAUAUUCAAUAUCUUUUCUAUGCUUAAAACCAAUGGUAUCUUUCGCAAACGCAAGCAGCAAGCAAGCGUCUGCAUCAAUAAGAUGAAGUGCAAUAAUCACCAAUGACAACACUCUCACCCAGUGAGCUAUUUCUGCUGGAGCAGCAUCAUUUUUCAGAUUUUCUAAUAGUAGAAAGUUGUCUUAAAAUAAGUAAAUGAUCUUUACUUUGUCGGUUUUCAACAUCAAAACGAAUACGUAAACAUUAGUUUUAAAUUGGUUAGGUUAAACAUCAUAUUAAGAGUCGGUGUAUAAAAAAACAUGAUUUUACCACCAACUACGUGCACAAAAUAAUAUUAUAAAGAUUGUGUCGCGCAUUUGUAUGCUUUUCCCCAAACUAUUGUGUUCCCCCUUGAAUCUUUUCUUUCGUUACCACCAAUGACAAUGCACGUCGUUGAAGUUUCCCGAGUCACCCCCGCUCCUCACUCAGACUCGGUCCAAAACUCGGCCAACUCGCUAGCAAUCCCGUUGACUUUCUUCGACAUACCUUGGCUAGUGUUCAACCCAGUCAAGCGAGUGUUCUUCUACAAGAUCACCGAGUCGAGUCGUGAGCAUUUCCACUCAUUCAUCCUCCCUAAGCUCAAGCUCUCCCUUUCCCUCGUCCUCGGCAGCUACCUCCCUCUCACUGGCCGCAUCACCUCGGACCCAAACGAGCCCAAACCAAACAUCAUCGUCUCUCAAAACAACGCCGUUUCGGUUACCGUCGCUGAAACUGACGCUGACUUCUCUCUUCUUUCCAGCUAUGGACAGCGUCCAGCUUUCGAGCUGCACGCUCUGAUACCCGAGUUACCGGUUUCAGAUGACUCAGCGAAGAUCUUAUCUCUUCAAAUCACGUUGUUCCCGGACCAAGGAUUCUCCAUCGGCGUUUCCGCACACCACGGCGUUUUAGAUGGAAAAAUGUCAACCAUGUUCGUCAAAGCUUGGGCUCACACGUGCAAACAACACCUCCAAGAAAACAAUGUCAUCUUCUCUCUACCGGAGAAUCUAACUCCGUCUCUUGAUCGGUCGUUGAUCAAAGAUACAACCGGACUCGAUGAACAGAUGAUCAACAUCGUGAGAUCUCUCAAACAAGGCAAACUCAUCGGGAGCAGAAGCCUAAACUCUACUCCGGCCUCGGAACGCGGAGACGACGUCGUAUUCGCCACGCUCGUGCUGUCACGCGGUGACGUAGAGAGACUCCGGGAGCGAGUCAAGAACGAGUCGCCAGAUCCGAGUCAGCUCCACCUGUCGACUUUCGUCAUCUCCUACGCUUACUUGUGGACAUGCCUCGUGAAGGCGCGUGGAGGGGACAUGGAGAGAUCCGUGAGUUUCCUCUUCGUUGGAGAUUUCAGAGAGCGGCUCGACCCGCCGCUACCGGCGACUUACUUCGGGAACUGCAUGUUUCCGGCGGGCAGCUAUGAUAAUACGGCGGCCGAGUUUGCUGGAGAGGGAGGUUUUGUAGCGGCGGUGGAGAUACUCAGCGGUUUGGUGAGAGGUUUGAGUUCACGAAAAUUAGAGACGAUCGCGGAAGAAUUCAAGAUUAGUUUUGAUUGCGUGGGUGUGACGUCACAGUUCGGGACGCUAGCCGGGUCGACCCGGUUGGGAGUAUACGACUCGGAUUUCGGGUGGGGAAGACCUGUUAAGGUUGAUGUUGUCUCCAUUGAAGGAAACACAAUCUCAAUGGCUGAGAGACGUGACGAAUCAGGUGGCAUCGAACUGGGACUGUGCAUGAAGAAGGCUGACUUGGGCAUCGUCCUUACUUUGUUCAACAAUGGCUUACAAAACUAAACGUUAGUUUCCUACAUUUUUUCAAUAAAAGCUAAGCUCAAUGAGUUGUUAUUGUUUCUUGUGAUGCUUUUGAUUAUUACUCGAAGCACAAGUGUUGCUUACAUGGUUAUUAUUACUACUACAUGCUUUAUUUAAGAAAUUAAAGCUAGCAUUUGAAGAUGCUAAUCAUUA
Messenger RNA from Brassica rapa (field mustard), 3186 nucleotides. RefSeq names its product phenolic glucoside malonyltransferase 2-like. Lineage: Eukaryota; Viridiplantae; Streptophyta; Magnoliopsida; Brassicales; Brassicaceae. The record is from RefSeq and is a predicted model, not a curated record.